AUGAAUUAAAACCCUUUCUUCUUCGAUUCGUCACCCAUCGUCUGCCACCGUCUGCCGUCAUCAAAACCCCACUGUUUUCGAAACUUCAUCCCUCUUCUUCAUCAGAGAACCUAAGUUAUCGCAAAAUCUCUACUUCUAUUUCAAUUGAAACAAAUCACCAAUUCCUUCAAUGGUAGAAAUCCAUCACAUUACCAACAAUGGCGGCGCCACACCAACCAAAUCGACUCCCCGUAGUAGCAAGAGAAAGGCGGCGACACCGGCAUACAAGCACGACGAUACUAGCCAGCUGUCGGCGAGGAAAAAGAAAGAGAUGAGAAUCAGGUUAUCGUUAACAAGACCUUCCUAUGUUCUUGGACUCUGUACUAAACCUCUUAGAUCGGAACAUCGGAAGAGGUUACAUUACUUGUUGCGUAAGCUUGUUAAUCAACAUGAUUGGGUUGGAGCUAGUGGUGUUAUGAGUGUUUACUUGAAAGGAACUGUUCAUGAUACUUCUCCUUUGAAGAACCGUUUCAAGUUUUGGGUUUUACUGGAGCUUCUUAAUCAUGUACCAAACCAUUCCAUGAAUUCAACAAGGAUCAGGAAUCUCUAUGACAUUUGGGCAAAGAAGAUUGGAUCAAUGAAGACUUGGCCAUUAGAGAGCAGAUAUGCAGUUCAGUUGGAGUUCAUGUUGUUCUAUCUUAUGAAAGGCAAUGUUGACGGUGCAUAUCAGCUUGCUCUAGUCCUUGAGCAAGAAAGAGUUGAUGUUGAUCCUGUUUCGAAGAUGAUGAUGGGUUUGACAUUCUAUGAGCUGUGGUAUUCUUCUUCUAUUCCUGACGAAUUUAAGUGGAGAGAUUUAGAUCAAAUUGAAGGUCAAGAGAACUCACAUACGGAGGGAACCUCAUUCAGCAACAAGUCUCGACAGUCAGAAUGGCAUAAUUCAGUUCAGUCGCACAUGGCAGACUCCCAAUAUCAAUGUUACUCAGAUUCAUCUGUCAUGAAUAAAAGACAAAUUUCUAAGGAGAUUGGCCUCAGUAAAGAUAUGAUUGUUGCCAUGGAGGUUGAUGCUAACCUUAAAAGAGAAACAUCACAUCAUAUCAUUCAGCCAGAAAAUUUUUACAUGAUGUCUGAUGAAAGUCAAGGAAUAGAAAAACCUUCUAACAUUCGAGUUUUUACACAAGAUGACUUGUAUGCUCUUGGGAGACUUGAUUUGUGGUUGCCCUUGCGUUUUCCGGAUGGGAACGAUUUGUUGGAGUUCAAGGUUAAUGACUACUAUAACGAUGCAGUAAAGUAUUUACAUCAAGCUCUGGACUCAACAUCCAUUUUAUCAGCAUUAUCCGUUGCAUCAGCAGCAUUACUUCCAUUAAUACAGCUGUUGCUGAUUGGAGGUCAAGUUGAUGAUGCUCUAACUUUGCUUGAGAACCAAUGCAAUAGUUCACACUCUGUACUCCCAAUUAGAUUACGAGCUGUUCUAUUGGAGCAUUUUGAUCGAAACAACUCUCUCUUAAUUUCAAGCUGUUAUGAGGAUAUACUAAAGAAGGAUCCAACAUGUCGUGAUUCUUUAGCAAAACUUAUAAGGAUGCACCAAAUAGGGGAAUAUAGUCUCGAAUCUCUUCUGGAAAUUAUUGCUUCACAUUUAGAUGCUACAGAUGCAGAGUACAAUACAUGGAAGAUGUUCUCUUUAUGUCUUUCUAAAUUGUCUCUCCAUGAAGAAGACCAAAUGUCUACAUGCUCCAUUCAAAAUGAAAGAGGACGUGUGCAACAUUCUUCCUUUCGCAAAACACCAAAAAUAUUUACAGAAGGUAUAUCAGCAAAAUCUUGGAAUCUUCGCUGUCGCUGGUGGCUAACGAGAUAUUUCAGUAAUAGCGAAUUUGAAUCGAAUAGUAAAACUGGUGAUUUACAGCUACUCACAUACAAAGCAGCAUGUGCAUUGUACUUGUAUGGUCAAGAAUUCAACUAUGUUGUGAAGGCCUAUUCUCAUUUAAAAAAAGAAAAUGACAAGAAUUUAUUGCUAUUCUUGAAUGAGCACAAGAGAAAUUCAUAUGUAAUUUAUGACAAAAAUUCAAAGAAAGCUUCAUGUAUAAGAUUAUAAUGAUAAGAUAUAUUUAUUACAUCUGGAAUAAUCAUUAUUUGAUUAAUUUGUUAUCAGUUUUGGGUAUAGAUUUUAUGGUUAACUUCAUACAGUUUUGUAUGAGUUUUUGAGAUUAUUGGUCAAAGUUAUCUUUAUAAGAAGAUUUGAGCAAAUAUAACACAUGCAUAUAUUUUUGGAUUAAUGUUUCUGAUUAGUAUAGAAAGACAAACCAUUCUCUCAGAG
Trifolium pratense (red clover) is the source of this 2290-nucleotide messenger RNA. RefSeq lists its product as uncharacterized. The transcript is spliced from 8 exons. Lineage: Eukaryota; Viridiplantae; Streptophyta; Magnoliopsida; Fabales; Fabaceae. Bases 170 to 2068 code for a protein of 632 amino acids. The record is from RefSeq and is a predicted model, not a curated record. Gene Ontology annotation, biological process: transcription by RNA polymerase I. Gene Ontology annotation, cellular component: RNA polymerase I transcription regulator complex.